UAGCAGCACCUGCAUGCAACAGCAAGACUACACAGAAAUGCCCGAUACACCAGUCCAAACCGAUACACCUGAAGUUGCAUUAAGUUUGUUAAAAUACACAACUACUCCCUUUUCUAAACUCCCUUGUAUGCCCCUCACUGUGUGUGGGCAUGUGUUAACCUUUUUAGUAGAUUCUGGAGCAGGACACUCAGUGAUACAACAUGGGGUACUUCCAGUAGACCCACCGCUCAGCUCAAAUUCUAUUCAGACAGUGGGCAUCUCAGGACGACCUGUAACCGAAACUUUCUCAGUCAACCUCCUGUGUGAAAGCGAGGGAGGAAUAGUUACGUCCCACUCAUUUCUCAUCUCACAUACAUGUCCAGUAAAUUUGUUAGCACGUGAUUUAAUGUGCAAAUUAGGAGUAAAUCUCACGUCCACUCCAGAUGGACUAACUAUUGAAGUAAGUGAAAUGUGCGGUGUGCAGUAUGGGUUUGGAAGCCCUCUGUAUGUGUAUGUCUGGUGGCUCUGCUCAGAUCAACUCACACAAACUCCCAAACACCUUGCACAGCUCGCAUACUUGAACACCUCAUCAGUUGACACAGAUUAUAUGAAAGAGGAAGAUUUGCAUUGUACAGCACAUGUUCACCAAGGGCAAGAUGUAGAGUUUGAAAAGACUUGGUUUGCAGACCCCCACACACGUGAAAGAUUGACCCUCAAAACUACAUAUUGGUCUAAAUAUUAUUGCGCUGUGCAGGUCCAUCCUACUCGUUGUCCAAACAGCUGCAUCAAUGUUCAUCGCAGUGUUCUCAAACAUGUUAUACGCGGCCUCGUGUCAGAGGACUCUGAGGUCGGCUGCUGCCAACAUGAUUUCUUUGACAUCAUUAAUUCUAUAUCCCAUGUCUCAUUAGCAAGGCCACGAGCCGCCCAUUGGAAAGACGUGGGGAGUGGGUCAAGAAGUGCGCAGCCAAUGGCAAUGAAUGGUCCCAAACAGAGGACCCUAGUGUGUUGUUUUGUCAAAGGCUUAGGGUCUACAAGCAAAGUCAGGCUAUCUGUGUGCAUGUUAAGCGCAGCGUAAUAUUAGCCACUGAUGACCAGGGUCCUGGGGACCCUGGCCAUAGUGGCCUGUUUGUCUCUGUUUCCACAGGCAUAACUCCAGCAAAGGUGCACCCCAAAUUGGCGGGAGUUCCAAAUUCCAUUUGUCGAAGGGUAAACAUGAUGUGGGCCUAAUAAAGAAUGCUGAACCAGUGGUGAUCACCCCCAAAUCAGAUUUCAGGCCUAGACAGACCCAGUACCCACUCAAACCAGAAGCAAUCGCAGUUAAGAAGGCAAGAAAACCGUCCCAGCCCGAUGAGUGGAGGUUUGUCCAAGAUCUGCAAGCAGUCAAUGCUGUGGCUGUCCCGCAUGCGCCUGACGUCCCUAAAGAGAGCUCUGCAGACCACACCCACUCUGGGACUACCUGACCCCAAUAAACCAUUUUGUUCAAAGUGUAGAUGAAAAGAAGGGUUUUAUGACCUCUGUUCUUUUGCAGAAACAUGGGGAUAGAUUGAGAACUGUAGCCUACUUCUCCAGCAGGCUGGAUCCAGUGGCGGCUGGACUUCCUGUUUGCCUGUGUGCAGUUGCUGCGGCUGAAAAGGCGGUAACUGCUUCCAAAAAUAUUGUGGGGUAUUCUAACCUCACCCUUUUGGUCCCACAUGCUGUCUCCCUGCUUCUGUUGGAGAAAAAGACGUCACAUUUGUCAGCACAGAGAUGGUUGAAGUAUAACACUGUCAUACUUGAUAUGCCUAACAUCAUUGUGAAACGUUGUUCUGUUCUGAAUUCUGCCUCUCUUCUCCCUACAGAGGACGAUGGAGAGCCACAUGACUGUGUUGCUCUCACUAACGAUUUUUGUUCCCCCAGGGCAGAUUUAAAGAGCGACCCUUUGGAAAAUCCAGACAUGAUCCUCUAUGUGGAUGGUUCAGCCUCCAGAGACCCAGAGACGGGAAAGAACAAAGUAGGUUUUGCCAUAGUCUCAGAUCACGAGGUCCUCAAGGCGUCACAUCUGCCCUCGAACCUGUCGGCGCAGGCUGCAGAGCUCUGUGCCCUCAUUGAGGCAUGCAAAUUGGCGGCAGGGCAAUCUGUCAAUAUUUUUACAGACAGUAGGUAUGCAUUUGGCGUUGUGCAUGAUUUUGGCACCAUUUGGAAACACAGAAAUUUUCUCACUAGCACAGGAUCUCCCAUUGCACAUCAUAAACUGGUCUCUGAGUUGUUGGUUGCUAUUCUACUCCCUAGAGCCAUUGCUGUGUGUAAGUGUGCUGCCCAUACUAAGAAUACUGAUCUUGUGUCUCAAGGGAAUGCCAGGGUGGACGCGGCAGCUAAAUGUGCAGCCUCAGCUUCCAGUUCACCCUCUAACCUUGCCUUUCGCCAGGUUUCUACCCCCUGUUUACAGCUAGCAGAUGUUCAGAGCACUGCCACCCAGGACAAGAGACGAGUCUGGAAACAGGCAGGCUGUAUCUUUGCAAACUUGGUCUGGGUUUGUCCCUCGAGCCGUCCCUGUCUACCAAAAUACAUGUUCCCUUUCUAUGCAAAAUUGGCACAUGGGCUCACCCAUGUGCCAAAAGGGGGGAUGGUAGCAGAAGUAACAAAGAGAUGGUUCACAGAAGGGUUUUCAAAUUAUGCUGCGAAAUUUUGCAAGCAAUGCUUGAUAUGUGCACAACAUAAUGCAGGUCAAGGUAUCAAACUAACUCAAGCAGCACACCCAAUACCAUACAAACCAUUUGAUCAUCUCCAAAUGGACUUCAUUGAACUGACACUUAGAGAGGGAAAAUGGGUCCCUUAAAAUAGACUAAGCAAAGCUUGUGCAGAAACAGGGCUUGGAUGGACAAAGGUCCUCCCUGUAGUACUCUCACAAAUGAGGAUGCAAACUAGACCUAAACAUGGGUUAAGCCCAUUUUGAAAUUCUGUUUGGAUGAGUACCCAACAUGGGGAUAGGGCCAGUUCAAGGAACACUGCCGGACACCACACUGUGUGAUGAUGCAAUGUUGAAUUACUGUGCAACGUUGUCCUCUGCUUUGAAAUCUAUCCACAAACAGGUAAAAGAAGCACUUCCCAAACCCGCUGAGGGACCUCUGCACAAUCUACAACCAGGGGAUUGGAUCGUGGUGAAGGACUUCCGAUGAACCAAGUGGAACAAGCCACGGUGGAAUGGCCCAUUCCAGGUCCUGCUCAUGACCCCAACGGCAGUGAAGGUCACAGGCAGAGUGACGUGGAUCCACGCUAGCCACUGCAGGAGGGUUCCUGAACUGGCUGAGCAGGAGGAAAAGGAAGGCCUAAGUGACCCGGAUGCUGGUAAAGCUCGUGAGGAAGAAAGGCAUCACUACAUGGAACAGCGCAAGUAUCACAUCAAUCACGCACGCACCCUCAAUAGGGAGAGUAUUUCAGUGUCUAGCCGAUAGAUAAGUCUUAGGGUUUUGAGUUUCCUCCAAGUCCCAGUGAGGUGGGACGAGGGCUGAUAGGGCGUGCCCGCCCUCUGAGCACCAAUACACGUCAAGAAGGGCAAGGGUUAACUCGGUAACAUCAUUGAGGCACUGAACAAGAUGCGCAAGUUGCUGAACAAUUACGAGCAGAUGAACAUGGAGGAGUUGAAGACAGCUGAUCGUGUUAGUUCAGUGGAUGGAAGACUCUGAUUCUAUCCACCAUACCAGUCCUGGGCUUAGUGAUUGUGAUGCUAUGUUUGCUCCCUGUUUUCUGUCAAUGUUGUAUGUCUGUGUUUCAGAGGCAGCUGACAAAUAUCGGUUACCAGAUAGUGAAAAUAGACUCAGACGACUUGCCUGACUGGCCUCCAAACUCACACGAAGACUAUAACCCACUGUUCGAUGACAUCAGCACAGUUGACAUGAAACUAGUCCUGACUUAAAACAUUUUCAUUAUGAUUGUUUCCUGUUCUUUUAUUCCUGAUCUAUGUAUAUGGCUUGCUAGCAUUCAUUUAAGAUGUCUAUGUCUUAUAAAAAACAGCCCUAGCAUUAUCCCAGUACACUCAAUGACGUGUUAAGUUGAAUCUCUCUGAGAACUCUUAUCACUGAAACUGUGUACAGUUCUUUUCUUUCUUUAGCAAUUAUUAUCCUAUAGGAUAAAAAGGGGGGAGAAUGUGAGGGAAAUUUAGUGGAUGAACAUUCCUAUUCUCUGUGUUUCUGUGUGUUGAGCUCAAGUGGCCUAAUAUACUGAGAAAGAUGUUUUUUUCCAAUGUUGUAAUCGCUUUUCUGUGGCCUUGGUGGUAAUGAGCAGGGUGCUUGAGUUCGUCCUAACUACGCAUCUUCUCAUGAUGUAACCACCUUUCCUGACCUCGGUGGUGAUAAGCAGGGUGCCUGAGUUCUCAUAACUACGCAUCUGCCUGCACAUACAGUACCAGAGCACGCCAGGUGCACUCUUUAACAAAGCUUCAUAGAAAAUCUUGAGCCAAUCAUGUGAAGAUGCAAGCAGUAAGCGAAUGCCUUUAGAGUAUAAUAGAUAGCAGCCACUAAAACACAACUCAGAGAGCGCACGCGUACUCUCACAUCACUAGAGGUGAUGCUCUGCUUUAAUU
Messenger RNA from Neoarius graeffei (lesser salmon catfish), 4537 nucleotides. RefSeq lists its product as uncharacterized. The transcript is spliced from 2 exons. The record is from RefSeq and is a predicted model, not a curated record. Bases 1487 to 2794 code for a protein of 435 amino acids. NCBI's taxonomy places the organism in Eukaryota, Metazoa, Chordata, Actinopteri, Siluriformes, Ariidae. Gene Ontology annotation, molecular function: nucleic acid binding; RNA-DNA hybrid ribonuclease activity.